CUAGCAACAUGGCCAACAACAUGUCUUCUUCCUCCGUGCUCGAGUACAGCCUGCACUACCAGCAGUGGUUCUCCGAUUCGGACUUCUCCGGAGUCUCCUCGCCGGAGACCCUGUCCCCGGAUUCAUCGCCUCUUCUUCAGAAAGCCGGGAAGGCUGGGUAUACUACUUCCCGCCUCGGAGUGGCCUCACAAGGAAAGCCCGGGAGAGCAGUGAGGGUCCGGAGUAAGCAGCGUGAGAGCGCCAGUGAGAAGGAAAAGCUGAGGAUGAGGGACCUGACCAAGGCGCUGCACCACCUGAGGUCCUACCUGCCACCUUCGGUGGCCCCUACGGGCCAAACCCUCACCAAGAUCGAGACCCUUCGCCUCGCCAUCCGUUACAUCUCCUUCCUCUCGGCCCAACUCGGGGAUACGCCCUCCUCAUCUUCCUCCUCUUCAUCCUCGUCUUCAUCCUGCUCGCCGUACUACUACGCCAGUCCUCCUCCGCAGGCUCCUCAUGACAUGUACGCACAGCAGUGUCAAGACCAGGCCGCAGCAUUGCAUUCUGGGAGCUGUAGUUUUCCUGGCAUGUUGCCACCUGGAGGAUCCUCUUCCACCUCCACUCAGAUUGAGUACAACGACUACUACUGGGCUUGACAACUUAGCCGCCAUCGCCACCAUCCAACGACUACUACUACUGCCUCACUGUGAAUGGACUAAUUUAUAUAUUUUUUAAAAAAUAUUUCAUAUGUCUUUUGUAUUUAUGUGUAAAUAUAAAUAUGUGGAACAUGCUAUUUUUAUAUGUUUUUUUACACCACUAUUUAUAAUAAACUGGUGAAAAUGA
Messenger RNA from Syngnathus acus (greater pipefish), 819 nucleotides. Its product is annotated as mesoderm posterior protein 1-like. The record is from RefSeq and is a predicted model, not a curated record. Bases 9 to 632 code for a protein of 207 amino acids. Gene Ontology annotation, cellular component: nucleus. The transcript is spliced from 2 exons. NCBI's taxonomy places the organism in Eukaryota, Metazoa, Chordata, Actinopteri, Syngnathiformes, Syngnathidae. Gene Ontology annotation, molecular function: DNA-binding transcription factor activity, RNA polymerase II-specific; protein dimerization activity; RNA polymerase II cis-regulatory region sequence-specific DNA binding. Gene Ontology annotation, biological process: regulation of transcription by RNA polymerase II; mesoderm formation; heart morphogenesis.